GGCCUCCGAGGUGCCUCGGGACCGUGCCCGAGCGCUUGUUCCAAAACAAGCAUCUUGCCGCACCAGCGAUCCAGCCCUCCCCGGGUGUAGGUCACGGCAAUCAACCCAGCUGCGAUCCCUGACCCGCUGCUCCCGAUGGGCCCCACCGGGGGCGCGGAGAGGCCGGGGCGCUUCUUCGGCGUCUACCUGCUCUACUGCUUGAAUCCACGGCAUCGGGGUCGCGUCUACGUGGGGUUCACAGUGAACCCUGCUCGUCGGGUCCAGCAGCACAAUGGGGGCCGCAAAAAAGGCGGGGCCUGGCGGACCAGCGGGCGAGGGCCCUGGGAGAUGGUGCUCAUCGUGCACGGCUUCCCAUCCGCCGUGGCUGCCCUUAGGUUCGAGUGGGCCUGGCAGCACUCGCAGGCCUCGCGCCGCCUGGCUCACGUGGGGCCGCGCCUGCGUAACGAGGCGGCCUUCGAUUUCCACCUGCGCGUGCUGGCACACAUGCUGCGUGCGCCGCCCUGGUCGCGACUCCCGCUCACCCUGCGCUGGCUGCGCCCCGACUUCCUCCGUGAUCUUUGCCUGCCGCCGCCACCACACAUGCCAGUGGCCUUCGGGCCUCCGCCGCCUCGGGCCUCAGCCCCAAGACACCACACCGGUCGCUUUGCUGACACUAAGCCUGAGCCGACCCAGGGUGCCACAGAGGCCUCGUGCUGCACCCUGUGCGCCCGCACGCUUCAGGAUGAAGAGGGUCCCUUGUGUUGCCCCCACCCUGGCUGCCCCCUGAAGGCUCAUGUGAUCUGCCUGGCAGAGGAGUUUCUUCAGGAAGAACCAGGACAGCUUCUCCCCCUAGAGGGCCAAUGCCCUAGCUGUGAGAACUCAUUGCUUUGGGGAGACCUGAUCUGGCUGUGCCAGAUGGACACUGAGGAGGAAGAAGAUAACUCAGAAUUAGAAGAGGCACACUGGACAGACAUGCUGGCGACCUGAUAUCAGUGUCCCUAACCCUCAUCCCACUCCUUUUCUGUGACACCCCCAAUGGAUCUGGCCAGUUUUUACUUGAGUACAAUAAAAAGUCUGA
Molecule: messenger RNA, 1057 nt
Organism: Carlito syrichta (Philippine tarsier)
Lineage: Eukaryota; Metazoa; Chordata; Mammalia; Primates; Tarsiidae
Product: structure-specific endonuclease subunit SLX1
Exons: 6
Coding region: 136-966 (276 amino acids)
Biological process (GO): double-strand break repair via homologous recombination
Cellular component (GO): Slx1-Slx4 complex
Molecular function (GO): crossover junction DNA endonuclease activity; 5'-flap endonuclease activity
Source: RefSeq, a predicted model, not a curated record